This is a messenger RNA of Ochotona curzoniae (black-lipped pika), 1075 nucleotides long. RefSeq names its product zygote arrest 1 like (gene ZAR1L). Bases 30 to 980 code for a protein of 316 amino acids. The transcript is spliced from 4 exons. Gene Ontology annotation, biological process: translation. Lineage: Eukaryota; Metazoa; Chordata; Mammalia; Lagomorpha; Ochotonidae. Gene Ontology annotation, molecular function: mRNA base-pairing post-transcriptional repressor activity. The record is from RefSeq and is a predicted model, not a curated record. Gene Ontology annotation, cellular component: cytoplasm.
CUGGCCUCUGCUGAGCACCUGGCAGACGGAUGGAGCAGUUUGUUCACGUUAGCUAUGGCUUGUACCAGGGUUAUGGGAACGUACUACCACCUUUGGACCAGCCUGGACUCUUGGGGCACAAGCAACCUGACUGGAAGCAAAACGUGGGUCCCCCCACUUUCCUGUCCAGACCUGGGCUGCUGGUACCAGCAAACGCCUCUGACUACUGCAUGGACCCUUACAAGCGAACCCAGCUGAAGGCUAUUCUCGCGCAGAUGAACCCCAGUUUGAAGUUACAGCUGUGCAAGCCCAACACCAGGGAGGUGGGCGUGCAGGCAAAUCCACGAGUAGACAAGUCCGUGCAGUGCUCGCUGGGGCCUCGCACUCUGCACAGCUGCUCCCCUAGGGCCAGCACUGGGCACAGGCUGCCCCCGGAAGGCUGGGAAGCCUGUUUGCCCAUGACCAGUAGGAAAGGUUUAAUCCGGCUGCAGGUGGGUGGCAGCAAUGGAGAAGGCGAGGCAUUGUGCAGUCCUGUGAAGACUGGUCAGCAGCGAUCACCCAAGUUGAAGUCAGAAGAGCAGCAGAAGAAAGUGAGACAGCCAGAGGAGCUGGGGGUUUCAGAGGCCACAUCACCUCAAGAAGGGAAGAACAAGCCGCCGCCAGAUCUGCUCCAGAAGCCAAACUUCCAGUUUUUGGAACCAAAAUACGGCUAUUUCCACUGUAAAGAUUGUAAGACCAGAUGGGAGAGUGCUUACGUGUGGUGCAUUGCUGGGACUAAUAAGGUUUAUUUCAAACAACUUUGUUGCAAAUGUCAGAAGAGUUUUAACCCUUAUCGAGUAGAAGCAAUCCAAUGUCAGACCUGUUCAAAGUCUCGUUGUUCCUGUCCUCAAAAGAAAAGACACGCUGAUCUAACAAGGCCUCAUCGGCAGGAACUGUGUGGGCGCUGCAAAGACAAGAAAUUCUCCUGUGGCAAUAUUUACAGCUUUAAAUACAUCGUGUGACAGGCAAUAUGGCUUGUAUAGUGUGCAAAAGCUGUUUGUAAGUUACUGUGCUGUCUCCCUUUUUGUGAAACUUGGCUCUGACCUGGCAUUGGAAA